AUGAAGUCUUCUCUUCUCCUUUUGGGCGCAAUGGCCGCCCACGUGCUGGCCGCCCCUGCUUCUUCGCACGAUUACAUUGUUCACGAACGCCGGGAUGCGUUGCCUGCCUCGUGGAGCGAGGGAAAAAGACUGGACGGAUCCGCUAGCUUGCCGAUGCGUAUCGGUCUGACCCAGUCCAACCUAGACCGCGGCCAUGAUCUCCUCAUGGAUGUUUCGCACCCCAGUUCGUCGCGGUACGGACAGUUUUACACCCCCGAGGAGAUCCAUGAUCUCUUCGCUCCAUCCAAGGAGACCGUGGACAGCGUCCGCGACUGGUUGGAGAACAUGGGCAUUGCGGGACACCGCAUCUCGCAGUCCGUGAACAAGCAGUGGUUGCAGUUUGAUGCUGAUGCCGAGGAGAUGGAGUCUUUGCUGCGGACCAAGUACUACGUGUACGAACACCAGGAUACUGGCAAGAACCAUGUUGCGUGCCGCGAGUACCACGUCCCCAAGCAUGUGCAACGCCACAUUGACUUCAUCAAGCCCGGUGUCAACCUGCUGGAGGUCAGCAAUGUGAAGCAGGCCAAGCCGACCGACGAAUCAGGAGUCCAAAAGCGCUCGAGUGUCAGUUCUCAGGGUCUAUUGCCCCCGAUUCUGCGCACCUUGGACCUGCCCCUGGUCGAGCUCCUGGGUAACCUCCUGGGUCUCUGUGAUGUGGCCAUCACCCCGCCGUGUAUUGAGGCCAUGUACAACUUGACCAAGGGUGACAAGGCUACUAAGGGUAACGAGCUCGGUAUCUUUGAGGGCCUGGGUGACAUUUACAACCAGGAUGACCUGGACCUAUUCUUCUCGAGCGUUUACCCCACCAUUCCUGAUGGCACCCACCCCGAGCUCAAGGCCAUUGACGGCGCCAAGGCCCCGUCCAACAGCUCGCUCGAUGCCGGCGCCGAGUCCAACCUGGACUUCCAGAUCUCGUACCCCAUCAUCUGGCCGCAGAACUCGAUUCUGUUCCAGACCGAUGACCUUGUCUACGAGAAGAACUACACCUACGACGGCUUCUUGAACAACUUCCUCGACGCCAUCGACGGCUCCUACUGCUCGGAGACAUCUCCCCUGGACCCUCCGUAUCCCCAUGACGUUAAGGGCGGCUACAAGGGCAAGUUGCAAUGCGGUGUUUACAAACCGACUAAUGUCAUCUCCAUCUCCUACGGUGGCGCCGAGGCGUCCCUGCCCAUCUCCUACCAGCGCCGCCAGUGCAAUGAAUUCAUGAAGCUCGGUAUGCAGGGUGUCUCUGUCGUGGUUGCCUCGGGUGACUCCGGUGUGGAAAGCCGCGGCGGCGACCCCAGACCCAGUAACUGCCUGGGCGAAGAUGAUAAGGUCUUCGCCCCUGACUUCCCCGCCACCUGCCCCUACCUCACCACCACCGGUGGUACCUACCUGCCCCACUUGGCCGACCCCAAGAAGGACCAGGAGGAGGCCGUGACCAAGUUCCCGUCCGGCGGUGGCUUCAGUAACAUCUACAAGCGCGCCGACUACCAGAAGAAGGCUGUUGAGGAGUACUUCUCCAAGUACGACCCCGGCCACAAGUCCUACGAGUCCGUCGACAACAGCUCCUUCGCCGACAACGGCGGUAUCUACAACCGUAUCGGCCGUGCCUACCCUGACGUUGCGGCUGUCGCUGACAACGUCCUUGUUUUCUCUGGUGGUCUGCCGUCGCUGGUCAGUGGUACUUCUGCUGCUGCGCCGGUGUUCGCGGCUAUCCUCACCCGUAUUAAUGAGGAGCGGCUGGCUAAGGGCAAGUCGACAGUUGGUUUCGUCAACCCUUUGUUGUAUGAGCACCCUGAGGCAUUCAACGACAUUGUUAAGGGAGAGAACUCGGGUUGCGGUGUGACUGCCUUCAAGGCUGUCCCUGGCUGGGACCCGGUUACUGGCUUGGGAACCCCCAACUACCCUAAGUUGUUGGACUUGUUUAUGGACCAGCCGUAA
Molecule: messenger RNA, 1965 nt
Organism: Aspergillus ruber CBS 135680
Lineage: Eukaryota; Fungi; Ascomycota; Eurotiomycetes; Eurotiales; Aspergillaceae
Product: S53 family peptidase
Exons: 3
Coding region: 1-1965 (654 amino acids)
Biological process (GO): proteolysis
Molecular function (GO): serine-type endopeptidase activity; tripeptidyl-peptidase activity
Source: RefSeq, a predicted model, not a curated record